AUGGAAUCACCACCAACUUUCUUCAACCACAUACUAGCCAUGCCUUCCCCUGCAAGAGGCCACAUCAACCCAAUGAUGAACCUAUGCAAGCUCCUUAUCUCCAAGAACAACAACAUCCUUGUUACAUUUAUUGUCACCGAAGAAUGGUUAACCUUCAUCUCCUCCGAACCAAAACCCGACAACAUCAGCUUCCGUUCGAUCCCCAACGUUGUUCCAUCCGAACUCAUUCGUGAAAAUGGUGAUGAACGUAUAAGUUAUAUUCCUGGAAUUUCCUCAACGCGCCUAGCCGAUUUCCCUCUAAAAGAUGAUAGCAGCCGAAGCAAGCGAAUGAUGCAAAUGACUAUGAAAGGUUUUCAAUGGAUUCACAAAGCACAAUAUCUUCUAUUCACUUCAAUUUAUGAGCUUGAAUCUCAAGCCAUUGAUACCUUAAAAUCAAAACUCCCCUUGCCAAUCUACACUAUUGGUCCUACAAUACCAUACUUUAUUAAUCUUACAAACAAUCCCAAACCAAACACUACAAAUAGCUACAUUGAGUGGCUAGAUUCACAACCCACUGGUUCUGUUCUUUACAUAGCACAAGGUAGUUUUUUCUCAGCUUCAAGUGAACAAAUUGAUGAGAUUGCAAAUGCUUUGUGUGAAAGCAAUGUUAGAUUUUUAUGGGUAGCUCGUGGAGAAGCAACAAGGUUGAAAGAAAUUUGUGGGCACAUGGGAUUGAUUUUGGAAUGGUGUAACCAAUUGAGAGUGUUGUCACAUUCUUCUAUUGGUGGAUUUUGGUCACAUUGUGGUUGGAAUUCCACAAAGGAUGGAGUUAUUUAUGGGGUACCUCUUUUGACUUUUCCAAUAAAUUUGGACCAACCAUUUAAUAGUAAGAUGAUGUUAAGAGUGAAGGAAGAUGUUAAGGGAGAUAUUUUGGUGAAGAAAUGUGAAAUUGUAAAGUUAGUUUAA
Molecule: messenger RNA, 945 nt
Organism: Medicago truncatula (barrel medic)
Lineage: Eukaryota; Viridiplantae; Streptophyta; Magnoliopsida; Fabales; Fabaceae
Product: UDP-glycosyltransferase 87A2
Exons: 3
Coding region: 1-945 (314 amino acids)
Molecular function (GO): quercetin 7-O-glucosyltransferase activity; quercetin 3-O-glucosyltransferase activity
Source: RefSeq, a predicted model, not a curated record